Molecule: messenger RNA, 3198 nt
Organism: Rhododendron vialii
Lineage: Eukaryota; Viridiplantae; Streptophyta; Magnoliopsida; Ericales; Ericaceae
Product: receptor-like protein EIX2
Exons: 2
Coding region: 1-2880 (959 amino acids)
Molecular function (GO): protein binding
Source: RefSeq, a predicted model, not a curated record
AUGUACAGAGUCAAAAGCUAUAUGCAACUUCUCCAUGUUUUUCUCCUUGUGGUAUUACCAUACUUGAACCUUGUUCUCUCCUCCUCAGGAGUUGGAGAGCAUGCUGAAACAAUCAGAUGCAAUGAGAGGGAGAGACAAGCUCUCCUCAACUUCAAACAAGAUCUUAUCGACGAUUAUGGUCGUCUCUCUUCUUGGGGGAGUACUAAAGACUGUUGCAAAUGGGAAGGGGUCCACUGCAACAACCACAAUACUACUACAAGUCACGUAACCAUGCUCGAUCUUCAUACAACGGAUGAUUAUCUUCUUUAUCAGCCUCUGGGAGGUAAGAUUAGCCCUUCAUUGCAUGAAUUACACCAUUUGAGGUACUUGGACCUUAGUUUCAAUGAUGAUUUAUAUGGCCCAAUUCCUCAGCAAUUCAGCAACCUUUCCAACUUGAGGCAUCUUGAUCUCCACGGAAAUUAUAUGUUGAAUAUCGAAAACCUUGAGUGGCUAUCUCAUCUUUCUUUACUAAGUCACCUUGACCUCUCUUUGGUUGAACUCAGCAAAGCAACUGGUUGGGUUCAAUCUAUCAGUAAUCUCCCUCUCCUCAAAGAGUUGCACUUAUCCCGUUGUUCCCUUCCUGAUAUCACAGCUUCAUCCUCCUUCAGUUCUAAUUCUUCUGUGUCCCUGUCCUUCGUUGAUCUUUCUUUCAACAGUCUAUCUUCUUCGAUAUACAAUUGGUUGUUCAACUUCACUAGCAGCCUUGCUUAUGUUGACCUCGGAUAUAACGAAUUAAAAGGUUCGAUUCCAGAUGCAUUCGGAGACAUGCUUUCCCUCACAAUCCUCAGUCUCUCUUGGAAUCAACUUGAAGGCGGCCUUCCGAAAUCCUUUGCGAAUUCAAGUCAUUUGCAGUCUUUGGAUCUGUUCUAUAAUAAUCUAACGGAAGAGCUUCACGAGUUUUUGCAAAAAAUGUCCACGGCAAAGAAUUCAUUAGAGAGUUUGGAUUUAUCUUCCAACCGGCUUAAAGGUCCAUUGCCAGAUUUCACUAGAUUUUCUCUCUUAAGAACAUUGUACCUCAAUAAUAACUCAUUGAGUGGGUCCUUCCCAAAAGAUAUUGGAAGCUUUCCGAGUCUCAUUUAUCUGUCUUUGUCGGGAAAUCAAAUUACAGGGUCAUUCCCCGAUCUUUCAGUGUUUCCUUCAUUGCAAACCUUAGAUCUGGAAAACAAUAAGUUGAAUGGGACUAUAGACAAAAGUAUUGGACAACUUCACAAGCUCAGGGUUUUCAGCUGUGCUUUCAACUUAUUAAAUGGCACAAUCUCUGAAGCACACUUCUCUAAUCUCUCAAGUUUGUGGUAUUUGGACUUCUCUUAUAAUGCACUAACUUUUAACUUCAGUUCUGAUUGGGUUCCCCCUUUCCAACUUGAUGUUAUAAAGUUUUCGUCUUGCAAGUUGGGUCCUCGUUUCCCAAAGUGGCUUCGAACUCAAAACAAAUUUUAUGUGCUUGAUAUGUCUAGUAAUGGAAUUGCGGGUAAUUUUCCCAGCUGGUUCUGGGAUCUAUCCCCAGGAUUUAGAUAUUUAAAUCUCUCUCACAACCAGAUUAAUGGCUUGUUGCCUGAUCUAUCUUUGAAGGUUCAGGGUACUCUUCCUUGGAUAGAUUUAAGUUAUAAUCUUCUUACAGGUCCAGUACCACCAAUUCCUCCAUCUCUAACUUUUUUGAAGCUCUCCAAGAAUAAGUUUAGAGGGUCACUUUAUUCAUUAUGUGCAAAUACUAGCGGGUGGCUCAUCUAUCUUGACCUUUCAAAUAACCUACUAUCGGGAGAGCUUCCAUAUUGUUUGUCCCACUUCAAAAAACUAUCCAUCAUUAGUUUGGCAUACAACAAUUUGUACGGUGAAAUUCCUAUCUCUAUCGGCUCGCUAAGUCAAGUUCGAAUACUGAACUUGUGCAGUAACAAUUUAUCCGGGGAAGUGCCAGCAUGGUUGGGGACAAACCUGAUAAGUUUGAGUGUCCUUAUUCUUCGAUCCAACGAGUUCAACAGAAGCAUACCUCGACAGUUAUGUCAGCUUAACCGCAUUCAAAUCUUGGACUUAUCCCAGAAUCAUUUGUCAGGAAAUAUACCACCGUGCUUUUCCAAUUUUACUUCUUUGGUGGAAAGUAAUUAUUAUGAGGUCCCCACAGAUUACAAUUACGGACCGUAUGCUCGUGAUGGGGGUGAUGGUUUCAUGUAUGUUAGUGGCACAUAUGUAUCUAAUGCAUUCGUGCAAUGGAAAGGACAAGACCAGGAGUACGGCAAAAAUCUAAGACUACUAAAGACCAUUGAUCUUUCUAGCAAUAAAUUAUCCGGAAAAAUUCCUGAACAAGUUGGGAGUCUUGCAGGGUUGGAUUCCUUGAACCUCUCGAGAAACAUUUUGACAGGAAAAAUCAUCCAAGAGAUCGGUCAGAUGAAAAUGUUGGAAUCUCUUGACUUGUCUGCAAACAAAUUUUCUGGUGAAAUUCCUAGAAGCCUUGCUCAUCUAAAUUUUUUGAGUGUUUUGAACCUGUCAAAUAACAACUUGUCUGGCGAAAUCCCAUUAAGCACACAACUCCAAAGCUUUAAUGCUUCUGCAUAUUCUGGGAAUCCUAACCUUUGUGGGCUUCCACUUCCCAACAAGUGCCUUGGAGAUCCUCCAAUUACUCCCCGACCCAAAGACAAAAGCAUUCAAGAAGAUGAGGAUAGGUCCAUUACUCAAGGAUUUUAUGUUAGCAUGGGCCUUGGUUUCUUCUUCGGAUUUUGGGGAGUUUUUGGCACUAUAAUUAUCAAUAGUCGGUCUCGACAUGCAUUUUUCAUGUUCCUGAACCACAUAACGGAUUGGAUCUAUGUGACCGUUGCAUUGAACUGGGCUAGACUACAAAGGAGGCUUUAGAUCCUAUCGAUAAUGUUUGGUUGCGGCACCUUUCCAAGGAGAUAUCUAAAUUGACUACAUUUUAUAGGACCUCUCCGGUUCUCCUGCUAUGUUGUUCAACGAGCCCAUGCUUUAGCAGCAUAAGCCUUAGUUGAUUUUGUUGAUAGUCUUAGCAAGGGAUACAAGAAUGGUCGCUACAUGCCCCGCAGAUUAUUCUUCUUACCCUAUUAAUGUUUGCUUUUGUUGACGACUCCAGAAACCAUAGCCAUCUCUAAUUAUCCUUGUUUGGCAGUUCUGUAUAUUAUUGGGUGCAGUGUGUUUAUUCUCUGUUCUUUUUUA